Molecule: messenger RNA, 834 nt
Organism: Vicia villosa (hairy vetch)
Lineage: Eukaryota; Viridiplantae; Streptophyta; Magnoliopsida; Fabales; Fabaceae
Exons: 4
Coding region: 1-834 (277 amino acids)
Source: RefSeq, a predicted model, not a curated record
AUGGUGACAACCUUCAUCUAUAACCAUACGUAUAUUGUGAGUCUCAUGAAAAAAUAUACUGGCGGUAGAGAUAUUGUUUGUCAUGGUGUUACCCGAUUUGCAACUCAAUUUCUACAACUUCAAGCAAUUGUUAAACAAAGGGAAGGUCUUGAAAACAUGUUCGAUUCUAAAGAAUUUAGAAAAACAAAAUAUGUUAAAGAGAAGAAAGGAUCGGGAUAUGAAGCAAGAAAAGUUGUUAUGAGUAGGGACUUUUGGAGUAAGGCCAAUGACAUAUUGAAAGUAUUUGAGCCAAUUGUAAAAAUUUUGAGACUAGUGGAUGGUGACGAGAAACCAACAAUGGAUUUCAUAUAUGAAACCAUUAAUCGAGCAAAACAAGCAAUUCAACAAAAUUCUCGUUAUCAUUCCAAAUAUAAUGAUAUCAUUGACAAGCAUUGGAAAGUCAUGCACUUUGAUCUUCAUUUUGGUGGUUAUUUUUUUAAUCCACAAUUUCAAUAUGGAAUCGAGCAUGGAAAAGCUAUUUAUAAAGAAACAUUUAAUGGAACAAAGAAUGUAAUCAUGAAAGUAGAAAGAAACAUGGAUGAUCAAAUCAAAGAUCUAAACCAACUAACACUUUUUAGAGAAAAGAGUGAAACGUUUGGUAGACCCCUAGCUCAAAAAUCUUGGUCUAAGAUAGAUGUAGGUCAAAUGGCUAGUAAUCAAGAAAACUCACAAGAUAGAGAUGCUCCAGAUACAAAUCCUCCAGCUGAUACUUUAGCAAGAGAAGUUGCACGAGGCAUCACCAUUAUGAGGGGAAUCAUUCGUGAUAGAGACAAAGGAUUAAUAUAUAAUUUAUAA